AAUCUCCCCGGAGUGCCCUCGCCAGGCAGCGAUGCCAGGAUGCCCGUCUCUACCUCCGUCCACCAGGACGGCAGCCAGGAGCGGCCCGUGAGCCUGACCUCCACCGCGAGCCUGACCUCCACCGCGUCCUCUUCAGGCUCCUCCCGGGACAGCCGAGGCGCCAUGGAGGAGCCCAGCGGCCCUGAGGCCUUCACCAAGAACGGGGCCGGCUCCCCGCGUGGCAGGCACCCCCCCAACAGCAACAACAACUCCAGCACCCGGCCUAACAAGAAGGGACCCCUGUCCCCAUUCAACAGCCGGGCAGCCGCGGCGCCUGCGCACAAGCUCAGCUACUUGGGCCGGGUGGUGCGGGAAAUCGUGGAAACGGAGCGCAUGUACGUGCAGGACCUGCGCAGCAUCGUGGAGGACUACCUCCUGAAGAUCAUUGACACCCCUGGGCUGCUGCAGCCAGAACAAGUCAGCGCCCUCUUUGGGAACAUAGAAAGCAUCUAUGCACUGAACAGCCAGCUCCUCAGAGACCUGGACAACUGCAAUAGCGACCCUGUGGCUGUGGCCAGCUGCUUUGUGGAAAGGAGUCAAGAGUUUGAUAUCUACACCCAGUAUUGCAACAACUACCCCAACUCAGUGGCCGCCCUGACCGAGUGCAUGCGGGACAAGCAGCAGGCCAAGUUCUUCCGGGACCGGCAGGCGCUGCUGCAGCACUCGCUGCCCUUGGGCUCCUACCUGCUGAAGCCCGUCCAGCGCAUCCUCAAGUACCACCUGCUGCUCCAGGAAAUUGCCAAACAUUUUGAUGAAGAAGAGGACGGCUUCGAGGUGGUGGAGGACGCCAUUGACACCAUGACCUGCGUGGCCUGGUACAUCAACGAUAUGAAGAGGAGGCAUGAGCACGCGGUCCGGCUCCAGGAGAUUCAGUCGCUGCUCAUCAACUGGAAGGGGCCCGACCUGACCAUCUAUGGGGAGCUGGUCCUGGAGGGCACAUUCCGCCUGCACCGCGUGCGGAACGAGAAGACCUUCUUCCUCUUCGACAAAGCGCUGCUCAUCACCAAGAAGCGGGGCGACCACUUUGUCUACAAGGGUCACAUCCCGUGCUCCUCCCUGAUGCUGAUCGAAAGCACCAGAGACUCCCUGUGCUUCACCGUCACCCACUACAAGCACAGCAAGCAGCAGUACAGCAUCCAGGCCAAAACCGUGCAGGAGAAGCGGAACUGGACGCACCACAUCAAGAGGCUCAUCCUGGAGAACCACCACACCACCAUCCCCCAGAAGGCCAAGGAAGCGAUCUUGGAAAUGGACUCCUAUUAUCCCAACCGGUACCGCUACAGCCCAGAGCGCCUGAAGAAGGCCUGGUCCUCUCAGGAUGAGGUGUCCACCCACGUUCGCCAGGGCCGCCGGCAGUCUGAGCCCGGUCAGCCCCUGCACAGCCGGGCAACACUCCCCAGCCAGCCGCGAGGCUUCAUGGUGCCAGGCCUCAUGGGCCGUAGAAAGUCGGAGCCAACCAAACACCUGCUCCGGCAGCUCAGCGAGAAAGCAACCAGAGCGGCCAGAGCAGCAGGAAUGAAGCAUGCGGGCAGUGCUGGCGCUCUCCUGGACUGCGGGCAGCCCUCCCGUACUCGUACUCGGGGCCUGCAGCCGGAGCCUGAAGGGGCUGCCCGGGAGGAACAGGAGGAGGAGGAGGAGGAGGUGGUGGAGGAGGACGAGGAGGAGGAGCAGGCAUUUCAGGUCACUCUGGAGGACCUGGCAGGGCAUGAAGGCAGCAAGAAGGGGUCUGGGCCAGAGCCCCCAGGCUCAGAGGAAGAGGAGGAGGAGGAGGAGGAGGAGAGCCUGGCAGUGGCGGAGCAGGUAGCCGACUUUGCCAGCUCCCUGCUGGCCGCCCUCCACUGCUGGCACUAUCGGGCCAACGCUUUACUUUUCUCCCGGGGUGCUAUGGUGAGGUGUCUCUUUGAUCUCCCCUCCUCCUUGCAUGUUCCCUGGCAUGUGCAAGCCCAUGCCCAUCCUGGAGUCCCCUGCCCUGCCCUCUCCACCCCUCUGUCCUUCCUUUACUUCUGCCCUCAGCACUUCUUAACCCCUCACUCACUGUCACACCCUGGUGAGCCCCUGGCAUGCACUGUUCCAGUCCUGGGCGUGGACUAGCAUACCACCCAACGCGCAUGACUAACGGGGUGGGGGGUGGGGAGGGGGGAA
Myotis brandtii (Brandt's bat) is the source of this 2181-nucleotide messenger RNA. It is a transcript of the gene PLEKHG3, whose product is annotated as pleckstrin homology domain containing, family G (with RhoGef domain) member 3. The transcript has 15 exons. The record is from RefSeq and is a predicted model, not a curated record. Lineage: Eukaryota; Metazoa; Chordata; Mammalia; Chiroptera; Vespertilionidae. Bases 40 to 2130 code for a protein of 696 amino acids. Gene Ontology annotation, molecular function: guanyl-nucleotide exchange factor activity.